AUGGCCGCGCCCAUCGUGCUGGCUUCAUGCUCACUGGCAGCACCUCUUUUGUCCACGUCUUCAUGGGAGGUUGAUGGUGCAGCAUCCACAGCAUUCGCUGCUGCUCCUCUUUCGAUUGCAUGGAGGUUCUUGACAACCUUCACCAGUCAUCCUCUCUUUGAACAAAGAAUGAUUCAAACAUGUUCAGAAUGUCAACCAUAUUGGACAACAGAGCUAGGGAAGCAUUUCCUCUUUAUGCGUGGAAUCAACUUUAUCGAUCUCACAGGCGAUUAUGAACGUGGUCCUGCCUACAUGUCUUUGAUGUCUGAAGGCGCUCUUGUACCUCAUAAAUCAUUGGCAGGAAAAUUACCCAAAAAAGUCGCUCAUCAUGAUCAGUUGACAGGUUCCAUCUUCAAGAAUAUUUCGGAUGCAGGACCAAGAGCCAAUCUUAAAGAGUUCACCUCUUUCCGUACACGGUAUUAUCGUAGUAGCACAGGUCGUGAAAGUCAAGCUUGGCUACUCAAAACAGUCAGUAAAUUGGCCAAACAACGAUCUGAUUUGAACAUCAGUGUUUCCGAAUGGCCACAUGCAUGGGGACAGAAUAGUAUCAUCCUACACAUUGAUGGUUCAGAUUCUAAAGCCAGUCAAGAGGAAGGUAUCACUAUCGUAGGUGCUCAUCAAGAUUCUACAAAUUUGCUCCCAUUCUUGGCUGCACCCGGAGCAGAUGAUGAUGGAAGUGGAACGGUGACAAUUCUGGAAGCUUUGAGGGCAUUGUUGGCCAAUAAGCACUGGAAGCCAGUCACUGAUGUAGAAUUCCAUUGGUACUCUGCUGAAGAAGGUGGUCUCUUAGGAUCACAAGAGGUUGUUCGUGGGUACGCAGACCGCAAUGCAGUUGUCAAAGGAAUGUUGCAACAAGAUAUGACUGCAUUCGUCAAACAAGGCACAGAAGAACGUGUCGGAUUACCAACUGAUUUUAUUGAUGAAGAUUUACGUCAAUUCGUUCAAUUACUCAUCAAAGAAUAUCUAGAUAUCCCUGCCGUUGAUACAAAGCUUGGAUAUGCAGCUUCUGAUCAUGCUUCUUGGAACAAAGCCGGUUACAGAAGCGUGUUUGCAAUUGAAGCACCUUUUGAUGAUUGCAAUUUACGUAGAAUUCACACCACUUCUGACACUUUCGAUCAUCCCGAAUUCAGUUUCGAUCAUUUGGUCAAAUUUGUCAAACUCACUUCUGCUUUCAUUGUUGAAUUAUCAGGAUGGGAAAAGUGA
This is a messenger RNA of Meira miltonrushii, 1242 nucleotides long. RefSeq names its product Zn-dependent exopeptidase. The coding region runs from base 1 to 1242 and encodes 413 amino acids. The record is from RefSeq and is a predicted model, not a curated record. Gene Ontology annotation, molecular function: metalloexopeptidase activity. The transcript is spliced from 2 exons. Gene Ontology annotation, biological process: proteolysis. NCBI's taxonomy places the organism in Eukaryota, Fungi, Basidiomycota, Exobasidiomycetes, Exobasidiales, Brachybasidiaceae.